AUGACGGGGAAAACAGCUCCGAACAUUGACUCUGGGGUCAUCGCUGUUCCCCCUAUUGCUGCAAAGGAGCUGAAUAUCUUCUGUCACCUGGAUCAUAACUUCAUGACGUGCAGCAUCCCGACACACCGUCUGUUUGUUCACGUCCGACGGUUGGUGUCCCAUGGACACAAGGUUGGUGUGGUAAAGCAGACUGAGACGUCUGCAAUCAAGGCCUCAGGAGCCAAUAAGAGCGCUCUCUUCGCUCGUCAGCUGAGCGCUCUGUACACCAAGUCCACUCUGGUGGGAGAGGAUGUGAACCCGGUGGGCAGUCUGGGGGCUGUGGAUGGGGGGGUCUCUGGUGACGUGGUGUCGGACCCCCUCGACAGCUUCCUGCUGUGUAUCAGUGAGAGCUGGGACAAAGUAAAGAAGCAGCUCACUGUGGGGCUGGUGGCAGUCCAGCCCAGCACAGGUGACGUGUUACUGGAUUGUUUUCCUGAUGAUGCGUCUCGCUCCGAGCUGGAGGGUCGUGUACUGAAGAUCAACCCUGUGGAGAUCCUGGUGCCCUCUGACCUCUCAGAGCAGACUCACAGACUCCUGCAGAGCAUCGCUGCCGCCAGCGCUCAGGCUGAUGACCGAGUGAGAGUUGAGAAGAGGGACAGCGCUCAGUUUGAGUUCACCUCGGCCAUGAACACAGCCACAGAGUUCUACUGCCACGCCCAGGAGAAAGGCUCUCGCUCUCUCUCGAGUGUAGCAUCCUUGGAGAGCCAAGUGAUCUGCUGUCUGGGGCCCCUCAUCCAGUACCUCCAAGAAUUCAACUUGGAGAGAGUUCUUAAAAGUGAAAG
Molecule: messenger RNA, 821 nt
Organism: Notothenia coriiceps (black rockcod)
Lineage: Eukaryota; Metazoa; Chordata; Actinopteri; Perciformes; Nototheniidae
Product: DNA mismatch repair protein Msh3-like
Exons: 7
Biological process (GO): mismatch repair; somatic recombination of immunoglobulin gene segments; mitotic recombination
Cellular component (GO): nucleus
Molecular function (GO): ATP-dependent DNA damage sensor activity; mismatched DNA binding; ATP binding
Source: RefSeq, a predicted model, not a curated record